Messenger RNA from Ceraceosorus bombacis, 253 nucleotides. NCBI's taxonomy places the organism in Eukaryota, Fungi, Basidiomycota, Exobasidiomycetes, Ceraceosorales, Ceraceosoraceae. The record is from the annotation of a GenBank genome assembly.
AUGCAAAGCCUGUCAUGCAUGCAGGCGCGCGGCGAUUAUCGAUGCUCACGCGGAUGCUCGUGCGCGGGCGCACCGCAACGUCAGUCGCGGUAGUCAAGUCAACGCGUUGCCGGCACUGGAGUCUUGGUCCGAGUGCGGCUGCUAUGGACGCAUUCACAUUUGGCCCGACGUCAUGCGACAGCAGCGAGCGAGCGGCAAGCUGGUCCGCUCGGUGUUAGGAUUCAGGUUCAGAUUGGCAUUGGUGAUUUCCUAA